UCUCUCCUUCAAAGCAAAUGAAAGGUGGCCUUCUUUGGGAACAAAGUCUCUCAACAAAUCCUAUCUUAUCAAAAAAAACUACAACCCAUCCUAAAAGCCACCGCUGCCAUUUGUUAUGCCUUGAGUAAUCUCCAAGCUUCCUUCCUUCCUUUCUUCUUCCUCUGUUCUUCUCUGUUUUUCAAGCUUUUUUCCUUCCUCCCAUGGAGAAACUCCAAUACGGCUUGGUGCUAACUGUGUCUGUAGUCGCCUCCCUCGGCGUUGUCUCCUUCGUUUCAUGCAUAGCCGCUGAGAUUAAGAGAACAAGGGAGGAUGAGAUCAAGUUGGUUGGAAGACUCUGUAAAUUGCCGGGAAGUCACGCAUUUGGGUUCGGAAUUGCAGCAUUGAUCUGUUUAAUUGUGGCUCAGGUGGUCGGAAAUUUGGUAGUAAUAUGCAGUCAUUUUUGUUCAAGAGAGAAGAAGAGUAGCGGUUCGAAAGCCAAACAACCAAUGAUUUUGAUUGCUCUUCUGUUCAUCUCUUGGAUGAGCUUUGUAAUGGCAGUGACAUUGAUAAGCACAGCUACUAGCAUGAGCAGAAAGCAAUCCUAUGGAGAAGGAUGGCUUGAUGGUGAAUGCUACCUGGUCAAACAAGGAAUCUAUAUUGGUUCAGGAAUACUGGUCCUGAUUACUGUUGGUUCCACACUAGGCUUAGUGAUCAUAACUAUGAGGAAGAGUCAAGUUGAAGAAGGCUUCAAAGGAGAGCAAAGCAAGCUGAACACCAAGUUGUAGAUUAGAUUCUUAACAUUAAGAGACUUCUUUUUGUAAAGACAGAGGGGGUAUGAUCCUCGAACUAGAUUCCCCUAGGCGACGUGACAGCAAUACCAAACACACAUGUAUAGCCAAAAUUACCAGAGAAUUUAUAAUUCUUACUUUAAUAAAAAUUGAGACACAAAGGGCAUGAUUAUUAGUAUC
Molecule: messenger RNA, 947 nt
Organism: Rosa chinensis
Lineage: Eukaryota; Viridiplantae; Streptophyta; Magnoliopsida; Rosales; Rosaceae
Product: protein MODIFYING WALL LIGNIN-2
Exons: 3
Coding region: 201-764 (187 amino acids)
Source: RefSeq, a predicted model, not a curated record